Sphenostylis stenocarpa is the source of this 1377-nucleotide messenger RNA. Lineage: Eukaryota; Viridiplantae; Streptophyta; Magnoliopsida; Fabales; Fabaceae. The record is from the annotation of a GenBank genome assembly.
AUGGGUAUGCAUGAUGUUUCACAAAAGGUUGCUGGGAAGGUUCUCAUGGCUUUGCUUCUUCUUGUUGCAGUCUCAGCUGAGAACACUCUCUCACAAUCCAAUCACACCAGAGAUGUUGAUACCCAUUUUUAUGUUAGAGAAUUUUACCACCACACUUGGCCGAAUAUGAAAAUUGGAUGGAAAAUAAUAGCAGGCACCAUAGUUGGAUUCAUAGGAGCAGCAUUUGGGAAUGUGGGAGGUGUUGGUGGGGGUGGCAUCUUUGUGCCCAUGCUUACCCUCAUUAUUGGAUUCGAUUCAAAAUCAGCAGUAGCAAUAUCAAAAUGCAUGAUUACCGGUGGAGCAACAGCAACUUUUUUCUACAAUAUGAAGGAAAGACACCCCACACUUGACUUGCCAGUGAUUGAUUAUGACUUGGCACUUCUUUUCCAACCAAUGUUGAUGCUUGGAAUCAGUAUUGGAGUUGUUUUCAAUGUCAUAUUUCCUGAGUGGAUGCUAACAGUUUUGCUAAUAAUAUGUUUCGCUGUCAUUUCAAUUAAAUCCUUCUUUAAGGGUGUUGAGACAUGGAAGAAAGAAACCAUUCUGAAGAAGGAAGCUCAGAAGAAUUCACGGAUUGAUAAUAAUGGAAAAUCUCAAGAUGCUGAACAUUGUGUUCAAACAGGAGACUUGGUCAAGGACAAUAUCAAUCAAUCAACGAAAAAGAAGGUUUCUAUCAUUGAGAAUAUUAAAUGGAAGGAUCUUGGACUUCUUUUCGCUGUCUGGAUCAUCAUAAUUGCAUUAGAGAUUGGAAAAGUUGGUAUCCUAGUAUAUUGGGUAUUGAAUCUACUCCAGGUACCCAUAGCUGGAGGAAUGAGUUCAUACCAGGCUAUCCGGCUGUACAAAGGGCAGAGAACAAUAUCAUCAAAGGGUGAUCAACAAACAAAAUUUGGAGUGCUGCAGUUAAUUAUGCUUUGUGGUUGUGGAGCACUUGCUGGCACAAUUGCUGGUUUGUUAGGCCUUGGUGGAGGAUUCAUCUUGUCACCACUUUUCCUUGGACUAGGAAUCCCUCCUCAGGUGGCAAGUGCUACAUCCAUUAUGGCAAUGACAUUUUCUGCAUCUAUGGCUGUGGUGGAAUAUUACCUUCUCAAACGUUUUCCUAUUCCUUAUGCACUUUACUUGGUAGCUGUAGCCACUGUUGCUUCACUUGUUGGGCAGCAUUUGGUGAGAAAGGUGAUAGCCAUACUGGGGAGAGCAUCUAUCAUAAUUUUCGUUCUCACUCUCACACUUGUUGUUAGUGCAGUUUUACUAGGUGGAGUGGGAGUUGCAAACAUAAUAAAAUCGAUUGAAGAUAAGGAGUACAUGGGAUUCGGAAACCUUUGCAUUCACGUCAUCAAAAGAUAA